This is a messenger RNA of Helianthus annuus (common sunflower), 1961 nucleotides long. Its product is annotated as 65-kDa microtubule-associated protein 1. Gene Ontology annotation, biological process: microtubule cytoskeleton organization; cytokinesis by cell plate formation. Lineage: Eukaryota; Viridiplantae; Streptophyta; Magnoliopsida; Asterales; Asteraceae. Gene Ontology annotation, cellular component: spindle; cytoplasm. The record is from RefSeq and is a predicted model, not a curated record. Bases 141 to 1781 code for a protein of 546 amino acids. The transcript is spliced from 10 exons. Gene Ontology annotation, molecular function: microtubule binding.
UCAUUAUUCACAAUCACGCUGCAUUUUCUUUCUUCUUAAAUCUCCCUUUCUUUCUUUCGACACAAAAGCAGGGACACCCGAAUAACUCUGACCUCAAAAUUGCGCGAAAACCCUAAAUCAUCGUCCGAUUGCUAUAGCAGAUGGCAGAGCCAACUUGUGGAUCUUUAUUACUUCAGCUGCAGCACAUUUGGGACGAAGUAGGUGAAAGUGAUGAAGAAAGGGAUAAGGCGCUUCUUCAAAUAGAACAAGAGUGUCUAAAUGUGUAUAAGAGGAAAGUUGACCAGGCUGCAAAGUCAAAGGAACAUCUUCUUCAAACACUUGAAGAUGCUAAACUUGAAUUCUCCACUCUUCUUGGAUCCCUUGGAGAGAAAUCAUCUAUUAACAUUCCCGAGAAGACUUCGGGAACCAUCAAUGAACAACUUGCUUCUAUCGCACCAGCUUUAGAACAAUUGUGGAAGAAGAAGGAAGAGAGGAUAAAAGAGUUUUCAGAUGUGCAGGCACAGAUUAAAAAAAUAUGCAGAGAAAUUGCAGGGAGUAAUGAACUGGCAGGAAGCAUUACAGUUGAUGUGUCUGAUCUUUCGUUAAAAAAGUUGGAAGAAUUUCAUAAUCGUCUUCAAGAACUUCAGAAAGAAAAGAGUCAGCGAUUGAACAAGGUUCAUGAAUUUGUGAGCACUUUACAUGAUAUUUGUGGUGUUCUUGUGAUUGACUUUUAUAGUACAGUCAGCGAUGUCCAUCCUAGCUUGGUUGAUGCCUCUAGUGCACAAUCUAAAAGUAUUAGCAAUGAUACACUUGCCAGGCUGGCAAAGAGUGUCAUAGCUUUAGAAGAAGCUAAGAAGCAAAGGUUACACAAGCUUCAAGAUUUAGCAGCUCAGCUAAUCGAACUUUGGAAUUUGAUGGAUACACCCGAAGAAGAAAGAAGUUUGUUUAAUCAUGUUACCUGUAAUAUCUCAGCGUCAGUUGAUGAAGUGACCGUCCCAGGGGCUCUAGCCCUAAAUUUGAUCGAACAAGCUAAGGAGGAAGUUGAAAGACUAGAUCAGCUAAAAGCUAGCAAAAUGAAGGAGAUUGCUCUUAAGAAGCAAGAGGAGCUUGAAGAGAUAUUUGCACACGCGCACAUACAGAAUGACACAAAGGCCGCCAGGGAGAAAAUUUUGGCGUUAAUCGACUCUGGUAAUGUCGAGCCUGCUGAGCUGUUAGCUGACAUGGAUGCAAAGGUCAUCAAAGCAAAAGAAGAAGCUCUCAGUAGAAAAGAUAUCUUGGAUAAAGUUGAAAAGUGGAUGUCAGCCUGUGAAGAAGAGAGUUGGCUCGAGGAUUACAACAGGGAUCACAACAGGUACAAUGGGAGCAGAGGUGCACACUUAAAUCUCAAGCGGGCUGAAAAGGCUAGAGUUUUGGUCAGCAAAAUUCCAGGUAUCGUUGACACAUUGGUUGCCAAAACCCGAACAUGGGAAUCAGAACAUGGAAUGACUUUUGCUUAUGACGGCGUUCCCCUACUUGCCAUGCUGGACGAAUAUUCAGCGCUGAGGCAUGACAAAGAAGAAGAAAAGAGAAGGAUAAGGGAUCAGAAGAAAGAGCAAGAAGCCAUGUUUGGUACAAAACCAAGCCCAGCCAGGCCCCUUAGUAGCUCAAAAAAGACGACAGGCCCAAAUGGAGCUCCUAAUAGACGGUUAUCUUUGAAUCAAAACGGGGCUAGGUCGGCGAAGAGGGACAAUAUGAGACCCGUGGCUCCUUUGAACUAUGUCGCCAUAUCGAAAGAGGAUGCUGCUGCUGCUGUUACACCUUAAGUUGUCAUAAUAAGCUUUGAAGCAUACAGUCAUGGAUGAUCUUGGUUGUGAAAUACCGGUAUCUUGUAGUUUAGUUACUGCCUACAUAUGUAAUGGUCUUUCUCAUAGUUUACUAUGUCCCAAUUUAGAGGCGAUUUAAAAUCAUUAUCAGCUUAUCACAAAUAUACACAUAUCUUCAUA